Molecule: messenger RNA, 2509 nt
Organism: Melopsittacus undulatus (budgerigar)
Lineage: Eukaryota; Metazoa; Chordata; Aves; Psittaciformes; Psittaculidae
Gene: SLC39A14
Product: solute carrier family 39 member 14
Exons: 8
Coding region: 16-1881 (621 amino acids)
Biological process (GO): intracellular monoatomic cation homeostasis; zinc ion import across plasma membrane
Cellular component (GO): plasma membrane
Molecular function (GO): monoatomic cation:bicarbonate symporter activity; zinc ion transmembrane transporter activity
Source: RefSeq, a predicted model, not a curated record
CGCUGGCUCUGACCAAUGGGAGCGCUCCCCGUGCCCCGGCCGAGCGUGCGCACUGCGCGGCCCCGACCCAGCGGAGCGGGACGGAGCGGAGGGAGCACCCAAGGCCCCGCGAUGCCCAGCGCCGGGCGCUGGUGCCGGCUCCUGCUGGUGCUGCUGUGGCUCCUGCAGUGCCUGGCGCAGGUGGAUGGUGACCCCAACGGCUCUGGGCUCUCGGCAGCCUCGUUCCUGCGGGAUCUGCUCCAGCGCUAUGGGGAGAGCGGGACCCUGAGCCUGGCUCAGCUCCAGGUGCUGCUGCAGCGCCUGGAUGUGGGUGUGGGGACCGGGAACGCCUCAGUGCCCCAUGGGAACCUGACCCGGUGCCUCAGUGCUGGGGAGCUCUUUGCCCUGCACAACCUGAGUGCAGGCACUGCCGUGGGGCCGCGGGAGCUGCAGGGUCUGUGCCCCACGGUGCUGCAGCAGCUGGAGAGCGGAGCCUGUGCGGCCGUGGAGAGCACUGAGGGGCAGCAGGAUGGGAGCAGACCCAGCGCGGCCGAGGGUAAGGGGGCUCCGGGUGCUGCCCACACCAGUUCUGGGGGUGCUGUGGUGUGGAUCCGGUGCUGGUCAUGGGGGAGAACGGUGGGAGCCGGGGGCAGGAUGAGCCCCGGAUGGGGAUGGGUACAUGGUCCUGCAGCCACACGCACCCGCACCCGGUGCCUGUGGUGCCCGAGCAGUGGGAUCCGGCCCAGCUCUGCCUUCACCGGUGCCACGAGGCCCUCCCAGGUGUCCGGUGGCUCCAUUCCCCUGCCCCUGGAGCAGGGCUGGAUGAGCUGGAGCCGGUGUCCCCAUGCCCUGGUGAUGCCCACCCGGCUCUCUCGUUCCGCAGUGUGGGGCUUCGGUGUCCUCAGCGUGUCCAUGAUUAACGUGGCCGCUCUGCUCGGUGUCCUGGUUGUGCCGUGUGUCAGGAAGCAGGUUUUCCGCCGCAUGCUCCAGUUUUUCGUGGCUCUCUCCAUCGGUUCCCUGCUCUCUAACGCACUCUUCCAGCUCAUUCCAGAGGCGUUCGGCUUCAACCCACAGGAGGAUCAUUAUGUGUCCAAGUCCUCUGUGGUGUUCGGAGGCUUCUACCUCUUCUUCUUCACAGAGAAGGUCCUGAAGAUGCUGCUGAAGCCGCAGGACCAGCAUCACCAUGGGCACAGCCACUACAGCCCCGAGGCUCUGCCCUCCAGGAAGGACCAAGAGGAGGGGGUGACGGAGAAGCUGCAGAAUGGGGACCUGGACCACAUGAUCCCCCCCACGGGCAGCGAACGGGGGCACCAGAGCCCCCCCGGGGACGAGCAGUGUGGGGUGGGCUCCCUGUCGGUGCAGGACCUGCAGGCAUCACAAGGAGCCUGCUCCUGGCUGCGGGAGGUCAGGUACUCAGACAUCGGCACCUUGGCCUGGAUGAUCACGCUCAGUGAUGGGCUCCAUAACUUCAUCGAUGGUUUGGCCAUCGGAGCCUCCUUCACCGUGUCCGUGUUCCAGGGGAUCAGCACCUCUGUGGCCAUCCUGUGCGAGGAGUUCCCGCAUGAGCUGGGGGACUUCGUGAUCCUGCUCAACGCCGGCAUGAGCAUCCGCCAGGCUCUGUUCUUCAACCUGCUCUCCGCCUGCUGCUGCUAUGUGGGGCUGGCGUUCGGCAUCGUGGCCGGAAGCCACUUCUCUGCCAACUGGAUCUUCGCGCUGGCCGGGGGCAUGUUCCUGUACAUUGCACUGGCCGAUAUGUUCCCGGAGAUGAACGAGGUGAGCCGUGAGGACGAGCUCCGCGGCUGUGCACUCAGCACCUUCGCCAUCCAGAACGCAGGGCUGCUGACCGGCUUCAGCAUCAUGGUGCUGCUCACCAUGUACUCGGGGCAGAUCCGGAUCGGGUAGUGCCCUGGCCCCACAUUGGGGUGUUGUGGGGGCUCCUGUCCCGUUGGUGCUGUGAGCGGCUCCUGUACCGGUACCAGUGUCACACCACAGAGGAGCAGCAAUGCCCAUGCUGUGCCACAGACUCUGUUUAUGGCUGAGGAGCCUCAGCCCCAAUCCCAUUGGACUGAACUGACCAAGGACUGUUCCCAGUGUCGUGUCCCUGCUCUGCUGGCGCCUCCGGGAAGGAUGGAGCUGCUCCCACUGGGAGCACUGGGAUGGGAUGUGCUGCUUGACCCUGUGGGGACAGAGCCUGGAGCCAGGCCCCACUGCCCUUGAAGCGGCUCUGGCUCUGCUCCUGCUGUGCCCCACAGCCCAUGGGGCAGACACCAGUGUUCUGGGGUACCACAGACUGAGCCUGUGCCCUCAGGAGCAGCCAGCUCUGCCCCAUGGAUCAGGCUCUGCCCCAUCUCUGCCCUAUGGCACCAGCCCCAUCAUUCCCAGAGCUGGGAUCAGGAUCGGGAUCCCCGGUGCUCGUGCCCUGCGUCGGGAGCGCGCACGGGACCCACGUGAUCACCACGUGAUCACCACGUGCUCCGGGGGCGGGGCCGUUGUACCGCGAGGCAAUAAAGGCGGCUCGGGGAGGACGGAG